This is a messenger RNA of Magallana angulata, 1930 nucleotides long. RefSeq names its product protein HEXIM1-like. Lineage: Eukaryota; Metazoa; Mollusca; Bivalvia; Ostreida; Ostreidae. Gene Ontology annotation, molecular function: 7SK snRNA binding; cyclin-dependent protein serine/threonine kinase inhibitor activity. Bases 111 to 977 code for a protein of 288 amino acids. Gene Ontology annotation, cellular component: cytoplasm; nucleoplasm; nucleus. The transcript has a single exon. The record is from RefSeq and is a predicted model, not a curated record. Gene Ontology annotation, biological process: negative regulation of cyclin-dependent protein serine/threonine kinase activity; negative regulation of transcription by RNA polymerase II.
CCAUUCUGCCUUUAGUUGUCAUACGGACAACGAGACACGCUGAUUACACGUAUAUAAUAUGAUUAUUUUUUGUGUUAUUUUUAGAAGUAACAUUGAUUGGACUGCAAAUUAUGUCAAUGAAAAAUUUUGCAAAUAUGAUAGUGGGCCCAGCGCGGGGUGACACUUUAUCCAUUAACUCUGAAGAGAUAAUUUUUCAUUCCACAUCGGACUCGGCCUCCGUAUUAAGGGAAAAUGGCAGCCCCCGUGAAUGUCAACAAAGAAAGGACACUCGUGCAGAACCCCUUGGAAUAGAAAACAACAAUGAGGUACAAGAAGGGUGUGAAUCAGAAAACCAGUGCGAUUCGGCGGAGAAGAAGAAAAGGAGGAGGCGUCUAAAGGGCGGUAAACACCACAGGAAAUGGAAACCAUACGAAAAACUUAGCUGGAACGAACGUCGGGAGCUCGAAGAGAGGGAAACUGUACGGGCGAACCAGAAGCGCGAGGAGGCGUUUGCACAUGGCCACCCUGUGGCACCUUAUAACACGACACAGUUUCUUAUGGAGGAUCAUGGAAAGGCGGAUCCAAAUAUUGGCGAAGGACAGCUCAACCGAAACAAUUCACGGGAAUCGACGGACGGGAGCGGAUCCACGAGUGACAGUUCGGAAGAAAUGUAUUCCGAAGAGGAGGAAUUCCUGGAAAAAGAAUUUGCCGAGACGUAUGAUAAUAUGCAUGCCGAGAGACUGCAGAAAAUGAGCAAGGACGAACUGAUUAAAGAUUACAUAGAAAUGGAAACCAAGCUGGACAGACUUCAGAAGCGGUUGGAACGGCGCGCUCGGCGGAAUAAUGAUACAGCUGACGAUAGCUCCGGUUCACUGAGUAGCGGCGGCGAGGAGUUCGUGGAUAUGGAUGUUGUUAGAAAACUUGAGGCGGAACAAGAUAAACUGAAAUUAGAAAAUGAACAAUUAAAAAGGGAACUGGUUAAGAUGAAAUCCAGCUGAUAAUUAAAUUUUAACAAUUUUUCCAGGCAUGAUGUUGGUACCUCACUUUGUACCUUUUUUUGUACAUUCAAAAUGAUUGAAAUGGAAAAAUGCAUUUUGAAGGAUGUGGAAUUUUUGUAAAGGGUUAAUUGUGUUGGAUUAUUUAACCUGUCAAUAUGGUAAACAGAUUUGAAAAGGGAAAGAGUGGUUUUGUUAGCAGCAAAUAUGUGCCAUUUGUGUUCUUAAAAUUAUGGCAUUAGUAUUUUAUAUAUUUUUUAUUGUUUUUUAUUUAAAAUAUAGAGUAAAAAAAAAAAAAAAAUAUCAAGUUGAUCUCAUUGGUGUUUUAAUGAUUUUUGAUAUUUUUGUUAUACUAUACAUUUUAUUUGUUCAUUUAUUUUGAAGCGCGAUAUUUGUGAAAAAACAUAGAUGCCACAUUGUCUUUCCUUUUUCAAUGACUUAAAUGUGUUUGACACUUGUCAUUAAUCAUGCUUUUUUUUUUUUAUAUUGAUGAUUCUCCAUUUGCGAAGGUGGGUUGUUAUAUGCAAGAAAUUAACAGAAAUUCAUUUGGGUUUAACUUUUAAAGCAAGCAUUUAAGACAUUGUAAAAUUUUGAUGUUUUCAACUUUCUUAUGCAAGGAAAACUUACUCAUGUAUAGUGCAUAUUGUCAUAUUAAACAGAUUUCUUGGUGCUGUUGCAACUAUUUUGUGCAGUGGACUGAAAUCCAAUCAAUGUCUGAAAACCAAACUACUAGUGCCGAGAUAGUUCUCUGUAGAAUUCCCAUUAUGUUCAGUGCUUCAAACCAUCUGGUUCUUAUAGCAUGCAUGUUGAAGAGACCGUUUUCCUUUGUUCGAAAACCAUUUUUCAUCCAAGUUUAUUUGAAAGGAAAUUGCACUUGACUGUUUACUUCUACAGGGCAUUUAAAUAAUGUAUUUCAAGAUGAUGUUUAUGUUUCAUUAAAAAAGGAUACAACAUCA